AUGGUAAGGGAGAACAAAUGUUGUAUACAAAACUGUCCAGGGUUACAUAAAUCUAGGUUUAGCAUCCCAGAACGUUCCUUCAAUGAAUGGCAAGAAGCAAUUGGAACAUCUUUAACCAAAAGAUCAAGAAUUUGUGGAGCUCAUUUUUCUAAAAAUGAUAUUCACGAUACUUGGACUUCCGGUGAAGGGUCAAAUCAGUAUUCGAUAUGCUUAAAAAAGCCAAGAUUAAAAGAUGGAGAAGUUCCUAAAUUACUUUUAAAUGGAAAUGCUGGAAAUGUUGAUACACCCAUCACUCUCAAUACCUCAAGUAGUUUUAAUGUUGAACCUAGUAUUUACUCUGCUUCAGAAGUUGUUGAAAUCAAUCAGGUUCAAAAAUUAUUUUAA
Aphis gossypii (cotton aphid) is the source of this 384-nucleotide messenger RNA. RefSeq lists its product as uncharacterized. The record is from RefSeq and is a predicted model, not a curated record. The coding region runs from base 1 to 384 and encodes 127 amino acids. NCBI's taxonomy places the organism in Eukaryota, Metazoa, Arthropoda, Insecta, Hemiptera, Aphididae. The transcript is spliced from 2 exons.